Messenger RNA from Trichomycterus rosablanca, 10112 nucleotides. RefSeq names its product lysine (K)-specific demethylase 4A, genome duplicate a (gene kdm4aa). Lineage: Eukaryota; Metazoa; Chordata; Actinopteri; Siluriformes; Trichomycteridae. The record is from RefSeq and is a predicted model, not a curated record. Bases 102 to 7142 code for a protein of 2346 amino acids. Gene Ontology annotation, biological process: chromatin remodeling; regulation of gene expression. Gene Ontology annotation, cellular component: chromatin; nucleus. The transcript has 22 exons. Gene Ontology annotation, molecular function: histone H3K9 demethylase activity; histone H3K36 demethylase activity.
UCUUUCCUAUCUGCUCUGAAGCGUCUGACUGACAACCUCAAUAUUUCAUUCAGGAGUUCGGAUCAGACUUCGUGCAGCUGUCUGUCGGAAACACGAGCAGAAUGGCCUCAGACUCAGUGGCUCAGGCUCCUGGGUCGAGGAUCAUAACCUUCUACCCCACCAAAGAGGAGUUCAAGGACUUCAGCCGCUACAUUGCGUAUAUGGAGGCGCAGGGUGCUCACUUAGCAGGGAUAGCAAAGGUCAUACCCCCCAAGGACUGGAAGCCUCGACGUACGUAUGAUGACAUCGAUGACCUGAUCAUUCCUGCUCCCAUCCAGCAAGUGGUGACCGGUCAGUCUGGGCUUUUCACCCAGUAUAACAUCCAGAAGAAGCCCAUGACUCUCCGGGAAUUCCGCAAGGUUUCCAACACAGAGAGGUUUUGCAGUCCAAAAUAUGCAGAUUUUGAGGAGCUGGAGAGAAGGUACUGGAAGAACCUGACCUUCAACCCUCCACUGUAUGGGGCAGAUGUUAAUGGAACACUCUACGAUGCAGACGUUAGUGAGUGGAACAUGGGGCAGCUGAACACCAUCCUGGACACGGUGGAGAAAGAAAGUGGGAUCAAGAUUAAAGGGGUGAACACGCCGUACCUGUACUUCGGAAUGUGGAAGAGCACGUUCGCCUGGCACACCGAGGACAUGGAUCUCUACAGCAUUAACUACCUGCACUUUGGAGAACCCAAAUCCUGGUAUGUUGUGCCACCAGAACAUGGAAAGAGACUGGAGCGGCUUGCUAAAGGCUUUUUUCCUGGAAGUGCUCAAAGUUGUGAAGCCUUCUUACGACACAAAAUGACUCUGAUCUCUCCAACAAUCCUGAGAAAGUAUGGCAUCCCCCUUGAGAAGGUGGCACAGGAAGCAGGUCAGUUCAUCGUGACCUUCCCCUACGCUUAUCACUCCGGUUUCAAUCAUGGAUUCAACUGUGCAGAGGCCACAAACUUUGCCACUCAGCGCUGGAUUGACUACGGCAAGCAGGCCUCAUUAUGUUCAUGUCGUAAGGACAUGGUGAAGAUCUCCAUGGAUGUGUUUGUGCGCAAGUUCCAGCCGGACCGAUAUAAACUGUGGAUGGCUGGAAAGGACAAUGCACCCAUCGACCACUCCAAACCCACCCCGGAGGCAGCAGAGUUCCUGCAGGAUUCCCAGAGACAGAGAGAGACGGGAGAGCUCAGCAACAGCAAAAGCACCGAGACCAAAAGAGAAGAGACAGACAGGGUAGAGACUGAAAAGACCGAUGGUGAGGCAGAUUUAGAAAGAAAGAGCACAGGAACAGAAGAUGCCGGGAUACAGAGUGGAGAGGUCAAUAUGGAGGGUGGGAAGACUACAGCAAACAGCUCUGAUGCUAAAAUAGAAGAGGUUGAUCAUUCAGAUGAACCAAAAGGGACGGAGACAAAAGAGGCAGAUGCAGAGAAAGAGAAGUCUGGUAAAGGAACAGAUCUAAAGAUAGAGGAAACCACGAUUGAAACCAAAAAUUCUAACAAAAUUGAGACGGCAGCAGAAUUGAGAGAUGUAGAAACCCAAGAUCUUGCUAGAGAAACAGAUGAAAAGCAAAUUAAAGCAGAAAGGACAGAUGCGGUGGAUAUGGAGACUGAAGAUAAAGAACAGGAAGGAGGAACUGAGGAACUUGAGACUCAACAGUCAGUGACACCUGAAAAGCAGAACGUAGACAUCAGCAUAGUAAAAACAACAAGUGGAGCAGUGGAGACUAAAAAAGAAGAGACAUGUGGACAGAAUGAGAGUAACAAACAAGAAAUAGACAUAUUAGAUGUGGAUAUAAAAGCGGGAGACUUUCACAUGGUUAGUAGAGAGACCGAAAGCAAGAAUAAGGAGAUGCAAGAAGUGAGUAAGACUGAAAACCUGAAGACGACUAAUUUAGAAAAGGUACAGAGGGAGACAGAAAUAAGAGAGGUGCAGACUGAGACAGGAGAGACAGCAGGAGAAGAGGCAAAAGGAGGGACAAGGAGUAAAGAGAUCAACAUGAAGAGCAAGCCAGGAGAGAAGGUAAACGAGACAGAGAAAGGAGAAAUAGAUAGUCAUCCAGGGGAAACAGUAGAAGGACAGUUAGAGAGUGAGACAGUAAGCCCUGCAGGACAGACAUGGCGAACAGAAAUAGUCCGUGUGGAAGAGGAGGCAGCAGUAGGAGGGGUGGAGAGUGAGACAGGAAGGACAGAGCGCUCAGAGAUAAAGUGUAAGACAGAUAAAGACGUAAAAGACCCAACAAAAGAGACCAAUCGAGAAGAAACGCAGUGUGAGGCAGGAGAGAUCGAGAACAUGACCGGGACGUGUAAAAUGAAAAGCCAGACUGGAGGUACAGAGUUAGUGAAUAGGUCAGAAUGUAAUGUGGCCGAAAGUAAGACAAAUAAAGAAGUGCAACGCCAGCCAGAAGAGAUAGUAUGUGAGACAGGGAGGACGAACGUGGAGAGCCCACUGAUUGAGACAGAGGCAGCGAGCUUAGAGACGGAAGGUAAAAACCCGAGUGAGGAACUUGUAAGCCAUACGGAAGUGACAGAACCUGGAGAAAUGGAGAGUCAGACAGGACCUACAGGAUUAAAUAAUGUAGGCAGUGAUACUGUUGGAGAAGCAAUGCCAAGUCCAACAGAAGACGCAGGAUUCAAAGACAUUGCUGGAGAAAUAGAAGAAACAUCAAGAGAAGAAACAACACAACCAACAGGAGAAACGGGGUUAAAAGAAAUGGAGAUGGAGACCGAAGGGACAGGAUUACAAGAAAUGGGAAGCCAACCAGGACCUACAGGACCACAGGAUAGAGAAAUAUUGACUGGCCCAACAGAAGAGCCAGGAUUAAAAGAGAUUGAAGAUGCAGCAAGAAAAGAAAUGGCACAACCAGCAGAAAUGGAUACUGAAGGGACAGGAUUACAAGAAAUGGGAAGCCAACCAGGACAUACAGGACCGAAUGAAGCAGAAAGUGAGACAGAUAGAGGAAUAUUGACUGGCCCAACAGAAGAGCCAGGAUUGAAAGAGAUGGAAGAAAAAGCAAGAGAAGAAAUGCCACACCCAGCAGGAGAAACAGGGUUAAAAGAAAUAGAGAUGGAGACCGAAAGGACAGGAUUAGAAGAAAUGGGAAGCCAGCCAGGACCCACAGGACUGAAUGGAGCAGAAAGUAAGACAGAUGGAGAAAUUUUGUCUUUCCCAACAGAAGAGCCAGGAUUAAAAGAAGUUGCUCAAAAGGCAGAAGAAAUGGUUUGCCCAACAGAUGAAAUGGAGAUCGAUUCUGGGUUAGAAAAAAUGGAGAGCCAGCCAGGACAUACAGGACCGAAUGGAGCAGAAAGUGAGACAGAUAGAGGAAUAUUGACAGGCCCAACAGAAGAGCCAGGAUUAAAAGAAGUGGUGCGAGAUGCAGAAGAAACUGCAAGAGAGGGAAUGGUUUGUCCAACAGAAGAAACAGGGUUAAAGGAAAUGGAAAUGGAGACUGAGGGGGCAGGGUUAGAAAAAAUAGAGAGCCAGCCAGGAGAGACCGGGAAACGUGAAAUCAUGAGUAAGACAGAAACGGGUGAGAUUGAGAGCCAUGCAGAAAUAGAAGAACUGACGUGCCUGACAGGAGAGACUGAAAAUAAGACAGAAGUAGAGAACCAACCAGAUGACAUUAUAAGGAAACCAGAUGAAGCGAAGUUGGAAUGUCAGUCGGGAAAGACAGGAUCAUCAGAAGAAGAAGAAGGUAGAGAAGUGACCAAGAAUCAGCCUGAUGAAACAGGACUGGAAAAAAUUGAGAGCCAGCAAGUAGAACUGGUGACUGAGACAAGUACAGUGGAGAUGAAGAACCAGACAGAGAAAGAACAAACGGAGAACAAGACUGAAAGAAAAGAGACUGAGUCGAAGGGUGGAGGGAUUGUGAGACAGACAGAACAGCUAGGAAGAAGAAAAAUGGAGAGUGAGACAGCAACAACGAUUAAAAAACAAGUCGGAUGUCAGAAAGGAGAUACACUUGGAAAGGCACAAAGAAGGGUAGAAGAUACGCCAGCUGGGACAAAGAGUAAGACUGCAGAGACGCUUCAGUCUAAGACUCGGCGAACAGGGAUGAAGAGCAAGGAAGACGUGACACUUGAAGAAGAGAUACAGAAUGACACAGUAGAGACUGUAAAAAGAGAAAUAAACACCAGGACAGGAAGGCCCAGGAGAAGCAGUAGGGGUAAAGCAGAAAACAAAGAUGUGGACAGUGAGACAGGGGGAGGGAAGGUGGAGACGGAGGGAAGAGAUACAGCAAGCAAGACGGGAGAGAAGGAGGAUGAGACUAGAAAAGACGAGCUGAAGAGCCAGUCAGUAGAGACCGUAAAAGAUGAGACGCCGAGCAAGCCAGGAAGGAUGAGGACAAGAAGAGUCAAGAAUGAGAUUGGGAAUGAUGAGCAGGUUGACGUGGGGGGCAAGACAACAAGAGGCAAGGUGGAUACUAAGAUUGAGGAAAAGAAGCUGAAGACCCAGCCGGGAAUGACCACAAGACGUAAGAGUGAAAACAUGACAAGAGAAGAGAAGAAAAGGGAAACUGAAGAUGCUGAGAGGAAGAAGACUGAGAGCCAGACAUCUCUGAGAAACCAGGUUAAGACUGAGACUAAAACAAGUGAGGUGAAGAGUAAGACCGUAAACCAGGAGGUGGAGAGCCAGACAGGAGAUACAGUACAAAGGAAAAGUGAGAAUAAAGCUGGAAGGACCACCAGGAGUAAAAUUAAGGCUGAGAAAGAGAAGGAAGAGGACACAAGCAUGGAUGACAGAGUGAUAAAUAACAAGGCAAAUGAAACCAUUAGAGAACAAGUGGUUACAGAAGAAGCUGCAGAAGAGACGGCGACUGAAGAAGAACCAAAGGUGGCGGCCAGCAGCAGCAAUUUAGUGCAGAGAAGAUGCAGUACCAGGUCGAGGGUGAGGAUGAAGCGGGACAGAGAAGCCGAUCCUGGUUUCGGUUUUGUUGAUUUUUAUGAGCAGGUGCCAAGUAAACGAGCGAGGCUGAUCCGCUCGGCAACACAGGGGGAGAACGAGCAAUCAAAUUCAGCACAACAAGAUGAGAGCGAGCAUGAGGAGAUUAUGGAAGUCGACACUCCAGCAUCGAAACAGGAAGAAAGACCAAACCAGCCCCACUCGGAGACUCCACCUCCUUCCUGUCCGUCAAAAAAGCAGCUAAUCGUGGUCACUCCAUCUAAACACAGUGAUUCUACCUGGUCUAAUAGCAUCACUGCAACCCCAAGUUAUAGCAAUUCUCUGUCCAGCGAUGCCACCUUGUCUUCCCGGCCCUGUGACGUCGCCUCUCCACCCAAAGAAGCCACUCAGUGCUGUGAUCUCCUCACAGCAAAGCGCAGUCAGCCUGACGACAUCGCAUCUCCACGGCGUGCCAUCACUGCCAAGUCUAAUAAAUCCACGCCCUCCACUGACCUUUCAAUAAAGUCUGACCCCAUCGAUCUCAGCACUCGGGCUAAUCCCACCAGUAAUACCAGGCAUCAUGGUGACAUCACACCCAAACGCAGGAAAACCAGCCCUAAACACGAGCCCAGAUCCAGCUCUGGUGGCGUGGUGAGUAGUGAGACCAGUAGGCAGAAUAAGGCUGUGAACCCCGCUCAGAGGAUUUUCCAGCGAACGCUCAGUCCGGCCGAAGUGCUUCACGUCCACAGCUAUGCUAAAGGAGACUACAGCGAUCUGGACAGAGAGCCAAGGGAUAGCGACACGGAUUCAGAUACGCAGGAGGACAGACAGUUGGCAGAAGAGAACUCUGAUGUGGCACUAAAGUGUCUGGUGAAGCUGCCCAGACAUCACCCGCUAAUGAAGGACAGCAUCAGUGACGAAGAGCUUCAGGACCCAGCUUUACUGGAGGACGAUGGUUUAGAGGGCGAACCCUGGGCAAAGCCCCUGGCACAGCUGUGGCAGAACAGACCUUACAAUGAGAAGCGAGAGAGGGAGUAUAACAGAGAGAUGGGCCUCCAGCCACCGUACUGCGCCGUCUGUAUGAUCUUCCAAACACACCAGCAGUCUGAAGAGGGCGACGGUGAGCGGACGCCGGUUCUCGUCGCGGUUCAGAUGAGGACGAAGCCGCUGAUUCCCGAGAUGUGUUUCAGCACGAGCACAGAGGAGAGCGCUGAGCUGAGUCUUUCCAGCCCUUACCUAGAUCAGGAUGGAACCAGCCUCCUGAUCAGCUGCUCCCAGUGCUGCGUAAGGGUUCAUACCAGUUGCUAUGGUGUGGCACCUGAGAGUGUCACCAAAGACUGGAAAUGUGCCCGCUGCAGUGCCAGCGCCUUUACUGAGAGCUGUUGUUUGUGCUCGUUACGAGGCGGAGCCUUACACAGAGCCAACAACAACAAGUGGGUACACGUGCUGUGUGCGGUGGCCGUGCUGGAGGCUCGGUUCAUAAACGUCACAGAGAGAUCUCCAGUCGAUCUCAGUGGAAUUCCCCUACAGAGAUUUAAACUGAAAUGCUACUACUGUAAGAGGAGGAUGAAGAAAACCACGGGUUGUUGCGUGCAGUGUUCUCACGGGCGCUGUCCCACCUCGUACCACCCAACCUGUGCCCAGGCUGCUGGCGUCCUCAUGCACCCGGAUGAUUGGCCCUUCAUCGUCUAUGUCACCUGCUGCCGGCAUAAAGGCCCCGUCCAAUCAGAGCGGAAGAAAGAAGCCAUGAGAGAAAUCCAUGCAGGCCAGAGAGUGAUCUGCAAGCACAAGAACGGUCGAUACUACCAGUGCGAAGUGGUUCGACUGACCAAGGAGACGUUUUAUGAGGUCAACUUUGACGACGGCUCCUUCAGCGACAACCUCUUUCCUGAGGACAUUGUGAGUCGUGACUGUGCCCAGUUGGGUCCUCCGGCCCCCGGAGACGUGGUGCAGGUGCGCUGGACUGACGGCAUCGUUUACGGAGCAAAGUUUGUGGCUGCCCGUGUCAUCCAGAUGUACCAGGUGGAGUUCGAGGACGGCUCCCAGCUCACCGCCAAGAGAGACGACGUCUACUCAUUAGACGAGGAGCUGCCCAAACGGGUCAAAACCAGACUGUCGAAGGCUUCCGACAUGCGUUUCGACGGGAUCUUCGGCGAGAAGAAGCUGCAGGACAGCAAGAGGCAUCGUGUGAUUAACUCCAGAUACAGAGGAGACUACAUCGAGCCCGUCAUCUACAGAACCAUCAUGGAGUAGUAACCUGCAUCGACUUCUUCUUCUACUUUACUUCUUUCUCUUCUCAGCACCAGCACUGAUCAGAACUUCCACUCAGUGUCACAACAAGUGGGAAUGUUAAUCUGGUAUUGAAAUCCGUCCACCCCAUAACUGUCAGAAGCUAUCGGUUUUCUGUGCCACAUCCCCAUAAGAAGUGGAUUUUAUAUAUUUUAUAUAUUUUGUCUUGUUUAAACUCCACAUUUGCAUACAGGUGGCCAGAAAACAUUCAUGUUUGUACCAAUUGUGAUACAGAUUCGAUAGAUCUCGAUUUCAACUGAUGUUUUUAGCAUUAAUUUAUUUCUGGUUGCACACAUGGUGCUAUUCCUGCCCAUAUUUUUACUGAAAAAAGGAACGUGUUGCCGUUUUAUGAUCACCUCUUCCCUUUAAAAAAAAAAAAAAAAAAAAAAAAAAAAAACACUGUCAUCAGUUGUACAGCUUCAUUCCUGACUAUUAUACGUAGAUUAUUUGGAACCAAAUGAAUUUAGCGCUUCGUUUUAAUUUUAUUCCAGAUUAUUUAUUAGACGGUGCUUUCUGAAAGUAGCUUUCGUAAUAUUACUAACUGUGUGGGUUCUAACCGCGGAUCUGGAUGGACGAUGUGGUUUUUGUGUUCUUGUUUGGGAUGUUUCCAUUGUUCAGAUGCCACAGAUUUUCUUCCUGUUUCCCAGAGAGGAUUUUAAAGAUUAGCUUUGCACUCCUGUUCAAUCAGAAAUGUUUAAUAAUAAUAAUAAUAAUAAUAAUAAUAAUAGCAGCUUGGGGCACCCAGGUGGCGCAGCAGGAUAUUCCACAAGCACAUCAGCACCGACAUUCUGAACUCUUCGGUUCGAAACACGGUGUUGCCACCGGUCGGCUGGGCGCCAUCUGGCGGGCAUAAUUGGCAGUGUCUGCAGCAGAUACUAAUUGCCCACCGUAUCUGCAGGGUGGGGGCCGGACUAUGUGUGGGUUGGUGGGUGGGUCUGUCUUUAUACGCUGUGUAAGGACCCUGAUUGACAGAAGAGACGCCCGUGCAGAGUGCAGGGGCGAGCAGAGGAGGGCUGUACACGUGUCGGAAGAGGUGUAUACAGCGACGUGCUCUCCUUGGAUGCAAUCGGGUAUCUCUCAGCAGCGGAAGACAGAAAUUCGAGUGUGCUAAUUCGGGAGGGAAAUGGGGAGAAAAUGCAUAAAAAAUUAAUAAAUAAAAUAAAUAGUAAUAAUAGCAGCUUUGGCAAUCGUAAUCACUUAUCUAUUAGACAUGGGCCGAUGUAAAAAUACUCGUUUAUGAAUGCCCAGCAUUCCAGACUGUUCAGAAUAUCGCAGUAUAUUGUAAUAAGAAUACCUUGCGUUCAUUUUGAUAGGCAUUUUCCUUGGUAUGGUCAGCAUAGUGGGUCCCCUUGUUGGGUUCAUUUGUUUCUGAAAUUAGACAUUGUUCCCGUAGCUAAAAUCAGUUCUUAUAGUUGUUUUGGAUUAAAAGGACUUUUAAAAGUAUCCCCUACGUAAAGGAACCUUCUAUUAAAGUUAGCUGGGAGAUCUUUUCAUGUAUUCUGUAGUCAUGUGCCCAUCUGCUUGCGCACAGUAAUGGGAUUGUUUUUACCACAUCCUGUCUGCAACCUCAAGUUGUUUUUGAGUCUCACAGAAUUGGGUUUCCUGUGUGUUAAUGGAUGCCUUUAAUGCUCUGUAUUAGCCUUUAAGCCCGUUUCUCCACUGAAGUGGUGCUAGUAUGGCCGUCAGCGUGUUCAGGUUAGCUGAAAGUAACAGGUGAGCCUUGGGUGUACUGGCCUGUUGGGUAUAAAUGCCACCAUCACUUACUCGUUUCUGAUACACUAGGCUCACUGGAUCACUUCCCUGGAUACACUAGGCUGUAGGAACAGGUCUGGCUUGCUAAUUUUAGCUCAUUUGCUAACUAGCCUGAUAGCUAACACACUAAAGUUAGCAAGCUUGACUUUAGGACACCUAAAGGAUCCGUUUUGGACAUUUAGAAGAGUAACCAGCCUGACAGAGCCACUGUGCUCAUCACACCAGCAUGUUUUCAUUGUCAGUCUUAUGAAUCCUGUCAUAUGCUAUCCUGGUCAGGGUCACAGUGGGUUUGGGGCUGGAAGGCAGAAAUACCCUAGACAGGAUGCCAAUCCAUUGCAGGGUUCAAGCCACCAACCCUAGAGACGUAGCCAGACGUCUGUGUACAUACCCGGCCAGUGGAUAGCAACUCGGAUUCAAACACAGUCUCAGCAGUGGUGGCUUAGAGUAACAGGCCCAAGCUUUAUGAUAAUACAGAGUUGAACUGAUUUCUGGUCUGACCGGUGAGAUUCUGUUUACCAUGUGUUUAAGAUUUUCAUAACUGAAUUAUAUAAUUAUCUUUUAUAAGAAAAUCAUCUGUGAUUCAUUUUUAAUUACUCUAAAAUAACAUGAUGGCUGUCCUAGACAGUCAAGCCCAAACACGUUUCCUACCAAAGCAGCCUUUGUAAAAACAGAACAUAAACAAUAGACGUACUGACCAUAGUUUGAAGCGUCAAUGAUGAUAAAAAUGUGCCUGUUAACACUGAGAUGUAUUUUUAAUCGGACCAUGUAUAAUCCCUAUGCUAUAAUUAAACUAGUUUUGCACUUAGGCCAAGUUUGUGGAGUGUGAGCUCCGAGCUCUGAGGUCUGGCUCAGCCGAUAGAGGUGUACCUAUAUCACCACUUUAAAAGAAAUUGAUUAUUAAAAUGUUUUUUAUUCACUCAUUAUUAUUAUUAUUAUUGAGAAGUAUAUUUUAUUGCUUUGUUUUGUAUUCAGUGUUUAAUGUUUAUAUGCUGUGAGAUUAGAGUUGUAUGUAGUAUGUAAUUUAAAAACAUGACCUGCCAGUGCAUUGCUCAGCUUUCUUACUAAAGUUCGAGCCUCUGCUACACCCUGCGUGGUUGGCAUGGGGCUCUGAGGCGUCAGUUUCUGUCUUUUGUAAAGAUUGUAAGUGUGUCUGUCAGUAAAAAGUAUAUACAUAUCACUUCA